AUGUUACCCUCGAGACAUACUAUAGCAGCUGUGCUGCUCUACCUGGCCCUGUCCACCACGGCCCACGGCGACGAUGAACACACCGGUAUGGAUAUGGGCAAGGGCGUCGAGACCCACGACAAGGUCCCCCUAGAUGAUAAUGAUCUAUACAACCUCCCGAGCUAUGCCGGGUUGGGCAUGCAUGGGAAUAUGAUCCUGGCGCAUAUCGUUCUCAUGGUGCUGGCAUGGUUCUUGGUCCUACCCAUCGGCGUUGUAUUCAGCGUUGCUCGUUCAAGGUUUGCACUGCCGGUCCAGUUCCUUUUCCUCAUCCUCAACGGUCUGGGAGUCUUGUUCGGUACCGUGUACAACAUUAAUACUCCGGACCUGUACGAAAAUAAUGCCCAUCACAAAAUUGGCUGGAUCGCAACGUGGGUUGUAACCGCCCAGGUCAUCAUGAGCCUCUUGUUCACCUAUUCUGGGAGACGAAAGGCCCCCGAGGCACCCGCUGCGGAGCGAGUAGCCUUCUUGCCUGUGUCAGUGGAGAAUAUGACUCACCACAACGCCCAUCCUUACAAGAACCACCGCUGGUCAGGGGACAGCGGCCAGGGGACUGAACAAUCAUCCACCCUCCACAGCCGAGACGGUUCUCCCGCAACUCCCCAUCGUCGCGACACUUUUGACGACUUCGAGAAACCGGAGCCUGAGCCUGAGCCGGAAGAUGAGGAUGAAGAGCCGGCAACGCCAGGAUCGCGCCCGAGCUCUCGGUGGCGCAUUCAUGUCGUCGACAAGUACCUGUCCGCCCGAGUCCCGAAUCUGCUUUCGGCUAAGCCGUUGCGAAUCUUCGAGGUGGCGUACGAAAUCAUCGACAGGACGAUUCUGGUGCUCGGCUUUAUUGCAUUGACCACAGGAGGGGUAACAUAUGCCGGCAUCUUCCGAGGCAACAACAUCUUCAACGGACUUGCGCACUUUAUCAAAGGAGGAAUCUUCUUCUGGUACGGAUUGCUGACACUUGGACGUUGGAUGGGCUGCUUUGCCGAUCUGGGCUGGGCUUGGAACAUCAAGCCGGCCCGCAGCCAGGUUGGCCAAUGGAAAGCAGCCGUGCCCUCCGCCGAGUUCGUCGAAUCCUUUGUCAUCUUCCUCUAUGGCAGUACCAACGUCUUCCUCGAACAUCUUGCAGCCUGGGGUGGUGAAUGGACCGCGCAGGAUCUGGAACAUGUGUCCAUCUCCAUCCUGUUCUUCGGCGGUGGCUUGUGUGGCAUGCUUAUCGAGUCAAAGUUUGUCCGAGGAUGCCUCAAUGCCGCCGUUGACAACAUGCCGGUCCGAACGGAGGUGCAUCCCAGCGACGCGCUUGAACUGCGCACGCCUCCAAAGCAUUACACUACAUCCCUUAACCCAAUGCCGGCAUUGAUCAUACUCCUCCUGGGUGUCAUGAUGUCCUCUCAUCACCAAAGUUCGAUGGUGUCCACUAUGGUUCACAAGCAAUGGGGCACUAUGCUCGCCGGCUUCUCUGUGGCUCGAUUGUGCACCUAUAUCGUCAACUACAUCGCACCUCCCACGUCGGUCUACCCCUCCCGACCACCCACUGAGCUGGUCUCCGCAUUUUGUCUGAUCUCCGGCGGCCUUAUAUUCAUGGCCAGCACGAAAGACGUCAUUCACUAUAUGGAAAGCGCCGAUCUUAUGGCCAUGUUCGUUUUCACCGUCACCAUGGGCUUGACCGCCUUGAUCAUGUCUUACGAGAUCAUUGUGCUCUCUCUGAAGGGCUGGGCCAGUCGGAAGGAGCUCCAUAGAGCCCAAAUAUCCUCGCGAUACUGA
Capronia epimyces CBS 606.96 is the source of this 1791-nucleotide messenger RNA. RefSeq lists its product as uncharacterized. The record is from RefSeq and is a predicted model, not a curated record. The transcript is spliced from 4 exons. Bases 1 to 1791 code for a protein of 596 amino acids. Lineage: Eukaryota; Fungi; Ascomycota; Eurotiomycetes; Chaetothyriales; Herpotrichiellaceae.